CCCGUGUAUUCAGUGAGAGACAUUUGCCCACAUUCGAGCUCCGUUCGUGCCGCUGCUCCAAGAACGCUGCUUCCCUCUCUAUUCCACCCGCUAGUUAAUUUUCUUUUCUUCACCAUUGUUAUGGGUUCCGCUCUCGACGACCAGACGCUAGUUCAUUCCGCUGUCGAGAACACUAGUUAAUCUCGUGUUGGCAGUUACAGAGCCAUUCGUCAUCAGACCACGAGAGCCAGGAGUUUAGGAAAACGUCGUAUUGGAAAGUCGACAGAGCGCAGAGAGGCAGAGAGGCAGAGAGGCAGACUUGACUCUUGAGUCCCACGACGCUCUUGAUAGACGCCAACGCUGACGUUCUCCCCUUUUUUUACGUUCUUGCACGUUUUCGCGUGGGGCUUAGAGCCCUUAAUACGCUUAAGUAAGCGCAGGGCAGAGUCCUCGUUGCUCCGACCAGAUCCAUGGGCGGCAACGGGUGAAAUACGUCGAAUCAACCCGCUCCAACGUUCCGUGCCUAUUGGGACAUACGGGCAACGUGCCGGAAAGGAGCCGGCUGCAGCGGCUGGUUGACGAGUCCGACUCGUUGCCCGCGGGGACGGUGUUAGCAGGCGGGGCCGCGCUGUUAAAGAAUAUGACAAAAACGGGCGGAGGACCUCCAGGGCAUACGCCUGCGACUCCGUAUUUUACGCCGCCACAUUCGCCGCCGCCUUCUGCGCCGUUUUCUGCGCCGUGUGACGUGGCGAGCAACUCCGCUCGACAGCGGCCAGCACGGCAGCCUUCGAGCUCGAUAACGCGGCAGCGGCCUUUCAGAACAACCACCGUGCCUUCCGAACAACCAUCCUACUACGUGUCCGUUUGGCGGCAACUCCAACUCUACCCUGCUUCCGCUACUACUAGUACUACUACUACAACGAUGACCGCUCCGCCAGCAGUCGCGCGGCGGCGUCCGCGCGUUCCCCUCGCUCCGCUCAUGCUCGCGCUCAUGCUGCUCGUGAUCCCGCUGGCCUCCCCGUCGUCCGCAACCGCCGCGGCGGAGAGCACGCGCGAAAGCCGCGGACGCCCGCGCUGGUUCUGGCGGAACACGCCCGCGCCCGGCGGCGGGGGCUGGCGGGAGCUCCCCCGCGAACGGCGGAGAUGGACGGAUAAAGCAGCGCCGGAGGAGGAAGACGCGCCGCCGCUGGAGGUGAAUUCCCCGACGAAUCUACGGGCGACGAAUCCGCUGUAUCCACGGGUGGCGACGAAUCAACGGACGACGAUGAAUCCACGGGCGGCGAUGCACUCACCAUCGGAGUAUAAACCGGCGGUGAGGGUCGGUUCUCGUCAAGGGCUGCGGCUGCCGUGGGGGAAGGCGCGGGCCGGCCCCGAUGCCAUCAUUGAAGUGCGGUCGUUUGCGCCGAAUGCGGAGGCGAGGGGGAGGAGUGUCGAGGAGGAGGACUAUGCGGAGCGAGGAGGAACCGGCGACUCGAUGCGAAGGGGACCGGCGGGGUCAUGGGACGAGGGGGGUGUGCGGCCCAUUUGGCCUAGUAGGCGUAGUAGGCCUAGUAGGCCUACUCGUAUGCAUGAAGGGGCAGAUCAUUACGAGGACGACCGGUUUUACGAGGGGGAGAAUGACCGAGAUUGGACGGAUUCCGUCAGUUCGUGGACGGAACGUGACGGCUGGUGGGCGCCGAGUGAUUUUAGUGCUGGGGUGGAGGGUGACGCCGUCAACGCAGCCGGCCAUGGGUGGACAGAAACUGACGGAACUUUGACGGAGCGCGGGCCGCGUGACUGGUCAGAGCAGGAUGCGGCAAUAAACCGAUGGAAGCAGGCACCACCAGAGGAGUCUGACGCUGACGGAGGACGUUUGUGGACGGAGACGGACAACGACUGGCAGACGGAUUCCGUCAGCGAGCUGGCGGACGGCUUCGUUUACCGUCAGGGCAGCGACGAAUCCGGUGACGACGAGGGGAGUCUAAGUUCGUGGGCAGACGAAGUAUGGGAGGAGGAGGGGGAGGAGGAGGAGGAGGAGGAGGAGGAGGAGGAGGGGAAGGGGGAGGAGGAGGAGGGGGAGGGGGAGGGGGAAGAGGAGGAGUCAAGAGAGGGAGAUGCACUACCAACGAGGGGCGAGGAGGAAGAGAGGGACGUGGCGGUAGUAGCGAGAGGGCGCGGGGGAGUGCUCGGCGGGGGGAGAAGCGGAGAAGGAGAAUUGGCGCCGUCAGCGGUGUGGUUCCAGCAGAGCCAGAGCCGGCGGAAUGGCGGCAGGAGAAGUGGAAUGGGGGGGAGAAACGGCAGGCGAAACGGCAUGCGAAACGACAGGCGAAAUGACAGGCGAAACGGCGGACGAAACGGCAGGCGAAACGGCGGGCGAAACGUGAAGAGAGAUGGCGUGAGGAGCGGCGGCAGCAGGAGCGGUGAUGGUGUGGAAAUGACGAGGGAGAGGCGAGGGCGCGCUAUGACAAGGCGGAGCCAAACACGAAAGUCUAUUUUUGAGGCGCCUCAAAAAAGGGAGCGGCGAGGGCGCGCUAUGACAAGGCGGAGCCGAACACGACAGCUCGACGCGAAGCACAGGGACACUGCUGGUGGCGGCGGUGGUGGUGCGCCUAUGGCUGCCGGUCUAGCCUCUGCUGGUGCAGCAGCAGCAGCAGCAGCAGCAGAAGCAGGAGCAGGAGCAGCAGGAGGAGGAGGAGGAGAAGGGAGCAGCAACCUUCUGGUUAACCCGAGCUUCGAGGAGGUGUCGUCAGCAGCAGACGGCCAGCAGCCCCUGGGAUGGGCCGCCAAUGGUACUGUCUCCGUGCGCUGCCUUCUUUCUGCCAACAGCAGCACUUCCAGUGCUGGCAAUCGCACCGCCACCAGCAGCAGCAGCAGCAGCAGCAGCAGCAGGGGGAGCAAGAGCGGGCCGAGCUACAGCCUGCCUUCCGCCCCUAUUGCGCCGGCUCAUGGCCGCUGCGUCGCCCUCCUUGCUGCCGGCUGCUCUCUUCACUCUCUCCCCUCCUCCUCCUCCUCCUCCUCCUCCUCCUCCUCCUCCUCCUCCUCCUCCUCCUCCUCCUCCUCCUCCUCCUCCUCCUCCUCCUCCUCCUCCUCCUCCUCCUCCUCCUCCCCCCCCCCCUCCCCAUCGCCCUGUCACGGCUCCCUAUCCCAAGCAGUGCCAACAGUCCCAGGCGCAACGUACCUCCUGCAGCUCUCUAUUGCGCCCGUUCCCCUGCCCUUCGCCCCCCCCUCGCCCUUCUCCCUGCAGAUCCUGCUGGGGAAUCAAUCGGUGCUGCUGGCAGCGCAGGGCGGACGGGGGAGUGGCGGAGGGGGGAGUGCGCCAGGAAGCUCCAGCACACCUCCUGCUGCUGUUUCUGCUGCUGCUGCUGCUGCUGCUGCUGCUGCUGCUACAACCGGUUCUGCUGUAGCACCUGCAGCAGCACCUGCAGCCUAUGCAGCAGCAGCAGAGGCGGCGCUGUCGUUCCAUGUGGCGUGGGUGCAGUUCGUGGCAACUGAGGCAUCAACGGUGGUGACCUUGAUGGUGGAGGGUGGCAGGAAUGCAACCAUGGUCGAUGCAUUGUCGCUCCUGAUGCUGCCGGCUGGCAGUGGUGGCAGUGGUGGCAGUGGAGGGAGUGGUGGGAGUGGUGGAAGUGGUGGGAGUGGUGGUGGCAGUGGAAAUAUCACAGGCACACCCCCACUCCUACAGUUCCCUCCUCCUUCCUCCUACUCCUCCUCCUCGGGCUCUCCCCCGCCUUUCAUUCUCUCAGGUGAUGUAUCCCUUGUCAACUCCACCUCCUCCUCCUCCUCCUCCUCUGAUUCCUCCCAAGGCCCUUCCGCCGCCUCAAUUAUCCUUGGCGGGAACAACAGCAAAAGCAGCAGCAGCAGCAGCGGCGGCAGCAACAACAACAGCGGCAGCGGAUCGAUUUUCUAUGCCCAGCCGUUCUACAUCCUUCCCAGUUUCGGCUCUGAUUCUACUCCGAAUUCCUCCCUCUCUUCCGCCUCACCCUCCUCCCCCUCCUCUUCGUGCAACGCUUCCUCCUUCUUCACUUCCUUUACCUUCUCUAUCAGCAAAGCAGCCCCCUCCUCUUCCUCCUCCUCUGAUUCUCCUCCCUCCUCCACCCCAGCACCACCCGACAGUAUUGCUCUCGUCUUCUCCCCUCUCCCAACAACCACUCCCCUCUGCCCCAUCGUCACCACCACCAACUCUUCCCCUGCCUCUACUUCCCCCUCGUGCCUUUGCUUCGGUGCAAACUCCUCCUCCUCCCCUUCCUCCUCCUCCCCUUCCUCCUCCUCCUCCCCUCCCUCCUCCUCCUCCCCUUCCUCCUCCUCUUCCUCCGCCUCCCUCUCCUCCCAACUCUUGGCUUGUCCCCCUCGCCUCAUAAUCCAAAUCGACACUUGGCCAGCUAAAUCUAACAGCAGCAGCAGCAGCGGCGGUGGCACCAACAGUAGCAGCGGUGGCACGGAGGGAGCGACAGCAGCAACAGUAGGUAUCGGCAGCAUGACCACUUCCACGCAAUGGCUCGCUUUCAACUCCACUGCUGCACUGCUCUCGCCUGCUGCUCCUGCUGCUGCCCCUACUGCCACUGAUGCCACCGCCGCCACUGUUGCUGCUGCUGUUGCUGCUGCUGCUGCUGCUGCUGCGACAGAUGUGACAGUAUCGGUGGAGUACUGUGCACAACUGCAGUUGGUAACAGUGGCUAUCAACCUGACUCCGCCCCUCUUGUCACCAAACGCUGCAAGCAGCAGCAGCAGCAGAAGCGAGAGUGGUAAGGUUUCCCUCAUUCCGUCUUGCCCAAUGACUUCUGCUCUCACCACCACCACCAGCGACAGCAGCAGCAGGACAGCACAAGUGGUGGUGAGCGCACAUGUGAACCUGUGCGAGGUCAUGGCUUGGUCCACUAACAGCAGCACCAGCACCAGCAGCAGCAGCACCAGCAGCACCAGCAGCAGCAGCAGCAGCAGCAGGGAUGCACGCAGCGUGCUAGCUUCUCCUUCCCCUCCUUCUCCUGCUGCUGCUGCUGGUUCCGCUGCUGCCGUAACAGCUGAAGCGGACAACACAAGCCAGCCUUCUUCCUCUUCCUCCUCCUCCUCCUCCUCCUCCUCCUCCCCAAUGCCCCUCUUCCUCGGGCUAGCCGCAUCGUCUGGCAGUGGCAGCAGUGGGGGUGGCGGUGCUGGGGGUGGUGGCGCUGCGGCCGGGAGACAGUUCAUCGUACACACUUGGAUGGGCGCAGACACCAUCACAGUACUCAACUCCACCAAUGCCCCUCCAAACGGCGGAGGGAGCGGGGGGGACGGCAGGGAUACCGCACCUCCCUCGGCCCCUCCGCCACCAGAACCAUCACCACCACUACCACCAGCACCACCAUCACCAGCACCACCAUCACCAGCACCACCAGUACCAGUACCAGCGCCAGAACCAGCACCGGCAUCAGGAUCCUCCGUCAGCACCAGUCCAUGGCUCAUCGCGACUAUAGCCAUCGGGGCAUCGCUCAUGGUGGUGCUGGGGGCCAUUUUCCUCGUGCUGCUGCUGCGCCGCAGAGCCCGCCAUAGUGCACGCGUGGCAGGAGGCAUCGAUUCGGGGGAUGCUCCUAGCUGGAAGGGGAAAAAGGAGGCGUAUGGAAGAGACGGCGUAGCCUAUGGCAUGGCUGCCAAACGUAUUGGGUCAGGAAUGCAAGGUGGGCCGCCGGUGGGGGGUGACGGAAUGGGGCUGGGUCACGCGGGAAUGGAUGGCCCAGGAGGAGGUAUGGGCGGAGGUAUGGGCGGAGGCAUGGACGGAGGUAUGGACGGAGGUAUGGGCGGAGGCAUGGACGGAGGUGCGGGGGCAGGAAUGGGCGGAGGAAUGGGGGGGGGAAUGGCAGGAACGGGAGCAGCAGCAGCAGCAGCAGCAGCAGUGGGAGUAGCUGGAGCAGCAGCAGCCGUUGCAGCGGGAAGAAAGCCCCAAAGCACAGACCCAACCCAUCCACCCGGCUCAGCAAACGCAACAGCAGCAGCAUCAGCAGCAGCAUCAGGAGCAGGAGCAGCAGCAGCAGUAGAUGUGGGAUUAGCACCCAUCCCACUGUCUCCCGCCCGCACCAGCAGCAGCGGCACCACCUCCCCUCUCCGCCUCUUCCGCCUGGCAGAACUUCGCCGGGCCACGGCAAGCUUCCACCCGCGCAACCUGCUAUCUCGGCAGCUAGAAGCAGCCAGUCAGGAUGAGCAGGACCCAGAUGCCCCUUCCGUCUCCCGCAACCCCUCAUUCAGCUUCCGAGGCAUUGCAAGGGAUGGCGGGUCUCUCGGAUCUAACGGCUCCUCUGGCUCGUUUGGCUCCCUUGGUGGCAGCGGCCGGGGGUUGGGGGGUGGGAGUGGGAGGAUGGGGGGGGAGGGGAGCGGGAGGGAGGGCGGCGUGGUGGCGGGGGCGUAUGGGGACAUGUAUGCGGCGCGCACGGACGGCGGGAGCGCGUGGGCGGUGAAGCGGUUCAAUGCGGAGGCGCGCGCGGGGGACGCCGGGCCCGAAGCCUUUGGGAGAGAGGUGGCGGUCUUUGCAGCCAUAUCGCACCGGCGCCUGGCGCGCAUAGUGGGGCUGUGCCACGAGUGCGGGGAGCGCCUGGUGGUCUACGACCUGCACUCGCCCCUCUCCUCGCUCUUCUUCCGCCUGCACCGCGCUAGAGUGCACUUCCUCACGGCGCAGCAGCGGGUCAACGUGGCCAUAUCCCUGGCUGAGGGGCUCUCGUUCCUGCACUUGCGCUCGCCCCCGCUCGCCCACCGCAACGUCAAGCCCGCCAACGUGCUGCUGUCGCCCAACGCACACCACGCGAAGCUAACGGACUUCUGUUUCGCGCACCCAGCGCCAGACCAGGACGGGGUGUCGGUGCCGCUGCACGCCCAGGACGAGGGGUAUGUGGCGCCUGAGCUGCUGCUGCCGCCCGUGCUCUCCUUCUCCCCGGCAACGGAUGUCUACAGCUUCGGCGUGAUUCUCCUGGAGCUGCUCACGGGGCGGCUGGCCGUGAUGUCGGACCCAGAGGACCCCCAGGAACGACUCGUCAUCACCGACUGGGCCGUGCACUACAUUAACGAGAACCAGGUGGACCUUAUAACGGAUCCGCGGGUCUUCACCCCGGCCACAGCCCCUGGGUUCGCCGCGCUGGCCCUCCUAGCAACCGAGUGCAUCCACAUGCCCUCGGUGCGCCGCCCCGACAUGCCCUCCGUGCUCCACCGCCUCAUGGAUAUCCGGAGGAACGUGUUUGGGUUCCCGUCUAGGGCGCCGCCGGACCCGGGGUUUACUGGGGAUGGGGAGGGCGAGGGCGGGGGGUUGAGGGGCGGUGGUGGUAGUGGCAGGCUGGGGAGAGACGGGUUUGGGAGCGUGAGGAGGGGUGGUGAUGGGGGAAAUGGUGGUGGUAGCGGUGGUGCUGGUGGUGCUGGUGAUGGUGUUGGUGAUGGUGACGGUGGUGUAUAUAGUGCGAGCACGCAUGCGGUAGCAUCGAGCAGGGACGAAAGAUUCCCUACCGAGGCGAUGAGUGGGGCGGUGCCUUUAGUAGGUCUCGCCGCACUCGCUGUAGGAGCGGGUGGAGGAGACACAGAAGAAGAAGUGGAAGAAGAAGCAGGAGGAGAAGCAGGAGGAGAAGCAGGAGGAGAAGCAGGAGGAGAAGGAGGAGGAGGAGGUGAAAUGCCGCAGGGAGAAGGGUUUGGGUCACCUGCAGCUGCAGCAGCAGCAGUGGCAGCCGAAGCAGGACCACUACCACUGAUCACAGAGGAGGCCUCUGAGGAUAUGGUAGAGGCGAGGAGCAGUGGCAUGGAGGCCAGUUACCAAGCACCUUCCGACGGAGCAGAGGAGCUGUAUGGAACGGAGGAGGAGGAGGAGGAGGAGGAGGAGGAGCUAUGUGGAGUAAGGGAGCAAUCUGAAAUGGAGGUGCUGUCUGAAACUGGGGAGCUGUCCGCCAUGCCCAGUGCUGGCCUGUCGUCCAGUGUGAGUGGGAGCAUCACCAGUGACAUGAGUGUGGAGCACUCUACUGUGGAGCAAUCCGAUGGAGAGCGAUUCAGUGGAGAGCAAUACAGCAGGGAGCUAUUCAGUGGGGAGCAGUCUGUUGGAGAGCUAUUCAGUGCGCAGCAGUCCCUUGGGGAGCAGUUGAGUCUGGAUUUCAGCAGCAUAGAACGAGUGACUUCGGCGCCCGAUGCUCACUCCUCGCCGUUCUCUGCUGCUCUCGCUUCGCCGUCCGCCCCUGCCCCCGCGUCUGUUGCUGCCGCUGUUGUUGAUGUUGGUGCCGUCGCUGCUAUUGCCGCUGUCCCUGCCGGUGCAGCCGGUGCAGCCGGUGCUGCUGGUGCUGCCAAUGCUGCCCCUCAGGGUGCAAGCUCAGAAGCUCUUUUGCGUCCAGCUCCUUUCACCGCGCUACCCGCCGCUCCCACUGCCUCCACUCCUGCCACAGCCGAGCUUGGACUUGGCCUGGGCCUUGGGUUCGCAGCGGGGGGGAUGUACUUCUCCUCACUCAGUGCCAUAGAGAGCGGAGAUGAGGAAAGCGAGUCUGACUACAGCGAGGAUGAGAGGGCCCGCCUGACUCCGCCUUUUACUUAUGCUGCUUCUCCUGCUGCUGCUGCUGCUCUUUCUCCUCUUCCUCCUCCUGCUGCUGCCCUUCCUCCUCGUCCGCCUGCCAGUCCUGCUGCUCCUGCUCCUGCUCCUGCUGCUGCUGCUGCUGCUGCUGCUGCCGGGGACUCCCCCCCCCCUUUCAAAACGACAACGCCUGCCGCUGCCACCUUGCCAGCGGCUGAUUUUACUCCUGCUCCUCCUCCUGCCACCCCUGCUACUCCAUCUCACUUCCCCCCUGAUUUCCCUCCUGCUGAGCCGCUGUUUGACACACCAUCAAGCGCACCACCAGCACCUUCCUUGAACAUUCCUCCCCCAGCAGGAUUCUCCUCCCCCACCUUCACGUCUCCUCCUGCCACCAAAGCAGCUGCAGGGUCUGCAUGCUACUACACGGACUCGGGCGACAGUGACGUGGCUCAGAGUGAGAGUGCUGCUGCUAGUGUGGGUGGUGGUGCUGAUGGUGCUGAAGUGAGCUCUGCACUGCAGUAAGCAUGUUGUGGGCCGACUUGAUCAGCGGCCGCAGGAUCCGCGUGGUACUCCACGGACUCGGGUGACAGUGAUGUGGCUCAGCGGGAAACUGCUGGUGGGGCUGCUGCUGGUUCUGCUGAAGGGAGCUCUGCACCGCAGUAAGCAUGUUGUGAGCCCUUGCUGGAUCAGCAGCAGCGGGGUCCGCGUGGUACUAGUUGACGUUUGAGUCCCCGUUACGAGUCUAUUUUUGAGGCGCCUCAAAAAUGUCACAGUCCGUGUGCUACUACACUGACUCGAGUGAUACCCUCGUGAUACUUGUGCUGUGGCUCAGAGUAAGAGAGGUGAACAAGUAGCAUGCGUGCUACCGAGUAAGAGAGGUGCUGGUGCAGGUGGUCCUGGUGGUGGUGGUGGUGCAGGGAGCACUGCACUGCAGUAUUUGUUUCUCUGAUAAGUCUCAAAAUGGGGGGCACGACGGCAAUGGGUAUGUUUGGAGAAGUCUGGAAACACAGCAGCCAAACCCACCUAACGUGCACGCACGUAGACAGCAGCAGCAGCAGCACUGCUAGUGCCACUGCGAUGCAUCCUUCUGGGAGUUUGUUUUGGAUGCAACAAGGGAAUAAACUGCUACUACCGUUUAGGCUAGUACGGUAGUAAGUACCUAGGUAGGUACUGCUGUGCUGUGAUGUAAUACGGUAGGCAGAAUGAGCAUGCCCCUGUGUUCAUUGUUUCCAGAAUGACGAAAUCCGUCUGAUGGUCUGAAAAUCAGACCCGUUUUUUGCUGUUCAUCUAAUUUUUGGACGGGGUCUAAUAUUUCGUCUGAACGUCCAUACUUGUUAUAAAAUUUCGUCUGAAUUCACAGACUUCAGUCUAGCGGUUCAUCUGAGAUUUCAGAUAGCGAGGAUAUUCUCGUCUGACAGCGACAAUUCCACCCACCA
Messenger RNA from Closterium sp. NIES-67, 9891 nucleotides. Lineage: Eukaryota; Viridiplantae; Streptophyta; Zygnematophyceae; Desmidiales; Closteriaceae. The record is from the annotation of a GenBank genome assembly.